AUGCUUCAUAUGAUUCAACGCCUACGAUCCACAUUCAAUUCUGCUGAAUAUGACGAUAUGUCCUACGAUCUUGCAUCUGCCGAGCAGCCCGCCUACGCUCCAUUCUUCGGCUACAUGGGUGCGGCAUCUGCACAGAUCUUCACCGUACUCGGAGCCGCAUACGGUACCGCGAAGUCAGCAGUCGGUAUUUGCUCGAUGGGUGUGAUGCGACCAGAAUUGAUCAUGAAGUCCGUGAUUCCCGUUAUUAUGGCUGGUAUCAUCGGUAUCUAUGGACUGGUCGUAGCGAUGGUGUUGAAAGGAAAAGUGAGCGCCUCUAGUGAAGGUUACAAUUUAAAUAAGGGAUUUGCUCAUUUGGCUGCUGGCCUGACAUGUGGACUGUGUGGACUCGGAGCCGGAUAUGCUAUCGGAAUUGUCGGAGAUGCUGGAGUUCGUGGAACUGCCCAACAGCCGCGUCUUUUCGUCGGAAUGAUCCUCAUUCUCAUUUUCUCUGAAGUUCUUGGCCUUUAUGGCAUGAUCGUAGCUUUGAUCCUUGGAACAUCAUAA
Molecule: messenger RNA, 543 nt
Organism: Necator americanus (New World hookworm)
Lineage: Eukaryota; Metazoa; Nematoda; Chromadorea; Rhabditida; Ancylostomatidae
Exons: 2
Coding region: 1-543 (180 amino acids)
Biological process (GO): proton transmembrane transport
Cellular component (GO): membrane; proton-transporting V-type ATPase, V0 domain
Molecular function (GO): proton-transporting ATPase activity, rotational mechanism
Source: RefSeq, a predicted model, not a curated record